Messenger RNA from Melopsittacus undulatus (budgerigar), 4371 nucleotides. It is a transcript of the gene MPV17L, whose product is annotated as MPV17 mitochondrial inner membrane protein like. Gene Ontology annotation, cellular component: mitochondrion; cytoplasm; membrane. Gene Ontology annotation, biological process: mitochondrial ribosome assembly; cellular response to reactive oxygen species. The record is from RefSeq and is a predicted model, not a curated record. Lineage: Eukaryota; Metazoa; Chordata; Aves; Psittaciformes; Psittaculidae. The transcript is spliced from 4 exons. The coding region runs from base 4 to 594 and encodes 196 amino acids.
GCGAUGGUCGGGGGGCUGCUGCGCGGCGGAAUGCGCCGCUUCCCCUGGCUCUGCAACGUGCUGCUGUACGGCGGGCUCUUCGCGGCGGGAGACGCGGCCCAGCAGCUGUGGCGGCGGCGAGGGCAGCCGCCCGACUGGGCGCAGACGCGGCGAGUGGCGCUGGUGGCUCUCGCCUUCCACGGCAACUUCAGCUACGUCUGGCUGCGGGCGCUGGAGCGGGCGCUGCCCGGCCGCCGCCCUCCUGCCGUCCUCGGCAAGGUGCUCUGCGAUCAACUCCUCGGCGCCCCCGUCGCCGUCCUCGCCUUUUACACGGGUAUGAGCAUCCUUCAGAAGAAAGAGGACAUCUUUUCAGACUGUAGAAAGAAAUUUUGGAAUACAUAUAAGACGGGACUGAUGUACUGGCCUUUCGUGCAGCUGUCAAACUUCAUUUUUGUGCCUGUUUACCUGCGAACAGCUUAUACUGGGCUCUGUGGUUUUCUCUGGGCUGCCUUCAUUUGCUUUUCCCAACAGAGUGGAGAUGGCACAGCAAAGUCAGCACUUAUGUGGCUCAAAAGAGAGGAGGUUAAUGCAGAUGAAGAUUCAUCAGAGAAAUAAGAACUUGAGUAUGAACACAAUCUAAAUUGUUAAACUGAGUUUAUGAAAGUCUGUAAAUUGCACUGCAACCUCAUUGCUGUAUUUAAAAUAACCAGUCAUCUCAACAUUUGUUGGUUAGUAUCAGCACUGGAACAGUUUGUCUUUGUGCCUGUUUAUUUUUCAUAAAAGAGGCCAAUUGUAUAUUGGCAUUUAAUUAUUUUCAUGCUGCCAGCCCAUCUCUUCUGGGAACAAAUGCCUUACAGGGCAGUGUAAGCGUUUGCACAUCAUGUUGGACCUACUCACCGGGGAGAAAUAUUAACUAAUUUAAUUUGCAAGCAACUUGUAAUUGUUAGAAAAAAGGGAAUAGAAUGUGAAAUCAUCAAUUACUGGACUUGGUAAUUGUUAUCAGUGCAAGAUUGCUUUUGCAGAACAAAAUGUAGUGGCUUUCUUAUCUAGAAAGUGUCAUUGAAUCUGUUUAAUCCAGAAAACAGGAAUGCUGUGUUUUGCCGGGACCACUUUUCUGUAGGGGCAAGCUUGCUUUAUUCUACAUAUAGAAAAUAAUUAUUUGAUAGAAUGUACAAACCUGAAAUAUAUUUGCAUAUCUUUUAUCUUAACUGUGAGAAUAAAGAUAAAUAGAUAAUAAAGAUAAAUAAACUUCAGUCAGAGUUCUUUGGGGUGCAUGCUGCAUAUGGACACUUGGGGGAAGAAUCAUAAGCAGCUCCUGCGUGAUAGAACCCAACGAAACACUGCAGUGAGCUUUUGUUAUAUGUGUCAAUGGCUUCUUCCUUUGCCCCUCAAGGGUCAAAGUACUGAAGAGUACAUGGGGGUCUUGACACUUUGACUCUUUCCUCCUACUUCAUUAUGUUGAAAAUAUAUUUUAGAUUUUGAAGAAAAAGAGCAUGGAAAGAAAGGUAAUGUGAAUGCCAGAAUCCAUCUCAAAACAAUCCAGCUGUAUGUAAGAAACUACCAUUUGUUCUUGAAACAGCUUUUAAACAUUCCUAUUCCAAAAAGACACCGCGCAACUACACAUAGGAGAUGGUAAAAUUAUUUACAGAUCUGCUUUGUCAACAGGGGAUCAGGUCUGAAUACAGGUGAGCUCUUUGGUGUUUUCUAAAUGUGCCUCUGUAUCUCAGAACAGGUACUGUGCAAAUGCCUGUAAUUGCAGGAAGUUGAAAUCAGACCAGUAAAGGAGCCCUUGGUUUAUUUAGAAUGGGAUUUUAUGCCUUGAAGUUACUAAAUAAAAAGCUUGAAACAAUACCUGAUUUAACCUAUCUUGAUGAUGAUUGUAAGAAGACGACUCAAGCAUCAUUGCUAUAAUAAUAAUAAACCACUUUAAGGAAUGUAUGAAUUCCUCAGUUUUGUCUAAACAAUAAACCAAAGCCUGCUUAGGCUACAAACAAACAUUUCUUUGGCCAACAGCUGUACUACUUAGACAAGUCACUGCAGUUUCAUCUUCAGCUGCACAGGCAGACUUGAAAGAGGACACCUGCAUACAGUCUUAAGGUGGAAUUAAUUUUAAUUGACUUCUGACAUAUGUAGUGUGGACUCUGCAGCUUGGCUAAUGAGUUUAAGCUCUGUUUAUAGUCAGUGGAGGAAUAUAGACAGUUACAGACAUCUGUUUUAGGGUACAAUGAAUUCUGCACAGUAGGGAUCUAUUUCUUCCCAUUGAUAACAGACAGUCUCAAAAGACUGGCUGCUAUGUAGAUAGCUUCACUGUAGGUGCUCAUAAUUGGUGAGUUGCAUUCCCCUGUUUGGUGUCUAUCUUACAUGUCCCUGUGGGAGCAACUUGGUGUUGCUGCAUGAAUUGUGUGAAUUGAGCAGUCCUGAUGCUGAACAUCCCAGUAGGAUGUAGAAAUCCACAGAGGAACUAACUGCAUUUUAUCUAUCUAUUUAAAAAUGAAAGAUGAGUGAAUAGAUGAUUUAGACAGCUAAAGUUGUUAAAUUGUUUUUGUGUGUAUAAAGUCCUCAGGAUAAAGAAGCAAUUUCAGUAGUGUUUUUUUUGUGUUGGUAUUUUCUAUUCAGUGAGACUUAGAAGUUUCAGAUAAGGUGUGCUCAUUAAGUAUUUGACUUGUUUUUUAUAGAUACUAGUUAUUUUUCUGUUUGUGCCUUAAGUGUUUAAUAGUUAAUAGAAUUUGCUUGCAGAAGAGAAAAGAACAUUGUAAGGAGAGUGAAAUAGCAGAUAGCUGAUGGUUUGCUGUAAGCAGUAUGUGAUGUUCUGCUGAAACUCAGUGCAAAAAAUACUUCUGCAUGACUGUUGUUGGUAAAACUUAAUCCCCAGGUGAAUAAGAAAAUUAAAACUGUUCUCAUGAUCUGUAUAAUGCUGAUGCUUUUCUUCAGCAGGAGUAUUUAGUGAAUGGAAGAUCCAUCUUUUAUUUUGAAUGGCGUAAAAGCUUAUACAAGCUGCGUUUUAUUGCUGUAUGCUUUUGUGCUGCUAGCUUUUCGCUUGAGAAUUUGAGCUAAAUCCUGCUUUGUCUUCAAGUUUCUCUGGCUGUGGGCUUCAGGGUUUCUCUCCAUGUUCUGAAGUACACUUCUUUCAGGUAAUGGAAGCCUGUGGCUCCUACAUUUCAGUGAUCUUUAGAUUCUGUGUAAUCCUUUCAUUCCCUUGUUUCUCAUGUGAAAGGAUUUGACAGUUUGGUGAUCCAAGUCUCUUUUCAUAUUAAAAAAUCCAUGGUUUUUUUUUUCCCUUUAAUUGCAGGCACUGAUUGGCUUUACAAAUAUUUCAGACCUACCGAAUAGAAAACAAUGAAGCUGUGUUGGGACAAAUUCUCAGUGCACAACUAAUGCAGCUUCUAAAGAUUUUAUGCCCCUGUCACUAUAGUCCGAGGACCUAACUCCUUACUUGUUAAAGACUUCAUUAUUUCUUGACAGUUUAUUUUGUUUAGAAGAUCAAUUUCAGAGGAUAACAAAUGGUGGAGGUUGGAAAGGACCUCUAGGUGUCCAGUCCAACCCUAUUUGAUACAUGUAUAUAAACUUUUGUUUAUUCUUCUGGUAAUUCAGUUAUUUCUUGAAAAAAAAGAAAAAGAAAAAGAAAAUGGGUGAGACUUGUCCUAAUUGUCUCUCCCCUUCCUUCCAAAAGCAGUCAUAAGGGCUUUAUGACUAUUUCAAGGAAUUGCACUGAUCUUGUUGCCAGCAGAUUUCCAUAACCAGAAAGAUGAACAGAAUUAUACAGCCUGUAGGUGCUCAGGAAGGAGGGGACCCGCUGCCAAUAGCUGCUAGGCAUGCAUUCAGGUGACAUUUUCACGUCAUGGAUCCUCUCUAAGAGCAAAUGGGAUGAGAAGAUAUUUAUAUCAGGUGCUGUUCCAGCUUUGUGUUAUUCUGCAUAGAUAUGGAGAUGUAGUCUGAAUUUGAUAAAAUGAGAAUUUAAAAAUGUAUUUUUCUAGUGCAUAUCUUUUAUGCAAAUGAACCUCCUGUGCUUACUAGUAUGCAAAAUACAUCCUUCUAGGCUUAGAAAACUCACCAGAAGGCCUCUGUCUUUUUCACACCAGAAACAACCAUCCAGAAACACAGCAUAAAAUAACCAGUUUCAUAACAGAGCGAAGGUGAAACUGCCUGUAGUUUGUUACUCUAUCUGGCAUGUUCUCUGUAUAGCAUAGCCCUUGAAAUCCAUGCAGCCUCAGCCCUCUGAUUCUGUGCUUUAAGUGCCAGCGCUUUGUGCUUGUGCUGCUGCCUCUUCUGCUAGUGCCAAUCCAGUGAGAUGUGCAAGAAAUACUUGAAUUUGACUAAAAUAAUUAAUCUCAAGUUGACUGAAAAGUGUCUGUGUUUUUGCAAAGGCUUAAUAAAUAUUAAAUGCUGUUCUUC